AUGUGCACCACCAUCGCCGGGAGUUUGAGGAAGAGGAGAAGGGAGACCAUUUUCACGUUCAAUAGUUUCUGCGAUGCGGGGAUCCCGGCUGAGUUCCGAGGACCAUUUUAUGACAACAUCCAUGCGCUGCUAGAGUUUGGCCACCAAGAGAAUGAUGGAACGGAAGGGAUGCGGGCGUGGUCUUUCCGAUUCGAAGUUAGCCAUGGUUCUCCAUUACAUGUGUCUCUCUUCGUUGUUGAAGAACGACCAGCACUAGCAGAGGGAAGAGCUCAACCUUAUUGCUAUCAAUGCAAACACAUAGGAUGGGGCCAUCACUUGGUGUGCAGCAAGAAAUUCCACUUUGUGUUGCCUUCAAAGCAAACGGCACCGGAGAUGGAAAAGCUUGUCCAGUCCGAUGAGGAUUCUUUGGCUCAUUCAGCAACCAGUUCUCGCGAACGUCCAAGGUCAGGUGUGGGCUGCAGGACGACCAGGCCGCCGGCGGAUAUCUUGGACCUGCAUGGCCAUAUCCUGCAUGGAGUGAUUCACUACAACGGGUUUGGUCAUCUGCUAUGCGUGAACGGCAUAGAAGGUGGGUCUGAUUUGGUUUGUGGCAGCCAGGUCAUGGACUUCUGGCAUCGAAUCUGCACCAGCUUAAAAGUAAGACAGAUUAGCAUAAAUGAUACGUCAAAGAAGAAAUCAAUGGACUUGAGGGUGUUACAUGGAGUUGCCUACGGUCAGCCAUGGUUUGGAAGAUGGGGAUACAAUUUUGGACGGGGAAGUUUUGGUGUCAAUCACGAGAUGUACCAGAAGUCGAUGGAAACAGUUCGAAGCUUUCGUUUAUCUUCAGUUACAAACUCCCUUGCGGUUUCCAAUUAUGAUAUCCUGACCAUUGUCUCCAAAUACCAGAAGCUAUCCGGCGAUUCCUUACAAACACUAGGCCAUCUGUUUCAUUAUGUCAUGGAACUGAAAUCUUGCUUAGUACAUGAUCCGGUUCAAAUCGAACAUGCUGUUCUACCAAUGAACCAGUGCCGGUGGUCGUCCAAACGAGUUGAGAUGGCAACUUUAGUGAUCAUAGAAUCACUAAAGAACAAUGGAAGCAAGUGGGUCUCAAGGCAGCAAGUGAGAGAUUCAGCCAGAGCUUACAUUGGUGACACUGGCCUACUUGAUUUUGUGUUGAAGUCUCUAGGAAACCAAGUAAUUGGAAAUUAUGUCGUUCGCCGGGCAGUGAAUCCGGUGACCAGAGUGCUUGAAUACUGCUUGGAAGAAGCAAACAACUGUUUUAACAAUUCUGACAGCAUUUCUCCUAAUGCCAAGAAGGUCUCCUCCAAGUCUCAACUUGGGCUCACUCAUUUACAGCUUGUGAGAGAUCUGCUCUACCUGUACAGCACAAUCUUGAGACAAUGCAGGCCUGUCUGUGGGCUUACAAGAGCCAUACUUGAUGCCAAACACUUAAUUAAGGAUUACAGUGAAGAAUCAUUACGUGCUGAAUGUAAGAAUCGAGAUAAACUCACAUUUCUUUGUGCGCUUUCUGUUAGUAGGGAUGAGGAGCAAGUAGAGGAUGAGAGGAGCAGGGAACUGCUACCACUUGAGGUGAUUACUCUUCCUCACCGGGCUACUGUUGGUGACUUGAAGAGAGAAGUUGAGAGACACUUCAGAGAGAUAUACUUUAGUUUAAGAAGCUUCAAAGCCGAAUCUCUAAUGGAUUUUAAUGCGGAGGACAGUGAUUUGCUUUGCCAGAUAGUUAACUCGGGCAGCAAACUUAUGAUUAAUGGGAGGAUUGAGGAGAAGGCUCUGAUAUAUGAAAGUGGCAGUGAUGAGCGCGUACUGUACUGCUCCUGUGGUGCAAAGGAAGAUGAUGGGGAGCGCAUGGUGUGUUGUGAUGUCUGUGAGGUUUGGCAGCACACGCGUUGUGCGAAGAUCUCAAACAGUGAGGAAGUUCCAAAAAUAUUUCUGUGCAGCCGAUGUGAGCACCACAUUAUGCUCUUUCCUACUUUACUGUAA
Messenger RNA from Nymphaea colorata (pocket water lily), 1980 nucleotides. RefSeq names its product PHD finger protein PERSISTENT TAPETAL CELL 1. The coding region runs from base 1 to 1980 and encodes 659 amino acids. The record is from RefSeq and is a predicted model, not a curated record. The transcript has 3 exons. NCBI's taxonomy places the organism in Eukaryota, Viridiplantae, Streptophyta, Magnoliopsida, Nymphaeales, Nymphaeaceae.